CAAUAAAACGUCAAAAAUUUAUUCAAAUGCUUGUCAACUAAUAGCUAGGAAACGAAGUAGGCGUUAUUACAUACAUAUAAAUAAACACGCAUAUGCUAUGUUAUUUUCAGUCUUUUAAUAAUCUUCGUCUUCGUUGGUGUCAACUAUUACAGUAUUCCAUUUCCCAAAAGCAAACAAGUUAUAUCAUAUGAGAUAGCUUAGGUUUUAUAUAGUUUUAUUAUUUCUGCUUAACAACAAAAUGUCGUAUAGUAUGAUUUUAUGUUAAAGAAGCGUUGAUUAAUUCUAAUUUAAAAGUAGCAAAAUGUUGUUUUCGAUCUGUUUAUCACUUGCAACAGUAUAUUUUAUAUCUCCUAUAGAUGGUCAGUUUAAUUUGUUUGACACUAUCAUAGACUCAAAGGUAAGCAAUAGCCUAUUCAAUUAUGAUUGUUUAUAUUACAUAAAACAGAACGAUAUACGUGAAAAUUUGCCGCUUCCACUUAAUAUUAUUCCUUAUUGUAUUCGACCGUCUAAUAUAAGCAAUAUUUGGAAUACUAGUUCAGCAAUCAUCAUUCAAGACACUGUACACAGCUUUUAUGAAUUACGUGUAAACAAUGUUACAGAUAGAAAAUUGUACCGAUGGUCGGUUGAUACGAAUAAAAUUGAAAAAUAUCAAAAAUAUGUUGAGCAAUUUCAUUUGAAUUCCAUCGAAGGCAAAGAAGUAUUGUACAACUGUUCUCAAGCAUGGUUUGGAUCAAAAUGUGAAUAUACAUUUAAUUCUCAUUUAACAACGUUUGAUCAAAUUGUGAAUGAAAGAUUUGAUAUGAAAGAAGAGUACGAUCCCGCAGAAAUUCUUCGAAUAACGAACGGAACGUGUUAUUGGCAUUUAAAAUGUGAUCAAGAAUCCUCUAUUCUAAGUCUGCUGGCAUCAAAAGUGGUUGCCGUCAUUGUUAUCAUUUUUACCAUUACCACUGCAAUACAGGAUCCAUUGAAUCGACGUCUAAUUGUAGAUGAAGAAGAUCAGCGUACAUGGUGUGUUGUUAGUUAUGUUCACUUACCAUCGGUAAAUAUUUUUAAUACGGGACUCAACAUUACACAUUUUAUUCUCCCAUUUGCAAUUAAUUUUAUCUCGGCAUUUAUUAUUAUUCUUACAACUGCACGCAAGCGUUCAAUUGCACGUACACAACAAACAUAUGGUCAACAUCUUCGUAACGAAUUUCAACAACAUAAACAUCUAAUUAUAAGUCCAUGUAUUUUAGUUUUGCUAGCUUUACCACGACUUAUUAUCUCAUUCUUUUCCGGUUGUAUGAAAUCCGAACGAAAUCCAUGGCUGUAUUUUGCUGGUUAUUUUGUUUCGUUUAUAUCACCGAUGACAACAUUUCUCAUCUUCGUGAUACCAUCAGAAACAUAUAAAACUGAAUUUUAUUCAGCAUUAAAACGUUACUGUAUUGCUAUUAAGCGUCUUGGUUGUCGAAGAAACUAG
Messenger RNA from Didymodactylos carnosus, 1459 nucleotides. The record is from the annotation of a GenBank genome assembly. Lineage: Eukaryota; Metazoa; Rotifera; Eurotatoria; Philodinida; Philodinidae.